Messenger RNA from Medicago truncatula (barrel medic), 619 nucleotides. RefSeq names its product eukaryotic initiation factor 4A-6. The coding region runs from base 1 to 531 and encodes 176 amino acids. The transcript is spliced from 2 exons. The record is from RefSeq and is a predicted model, not a curated record. Lineage: Eukaryota; Viridiplantae; Streptophyta; Magnoliopsida; Fabales; Fabaceae.
AUGUCGUUGUCGACUCGUUCUCAAGGUUUUGGGAGGCCCUCUUCAAUCAAGCAGUUUUAUGUGGAUGUUGACAAGGAAGAGUGGAAGCUAGAGACACUAUGCGACAUCUUUGAGCUGACCCUUAAAGCUUAUAAAUCCAUCACUCAUUGUAUCGUCUUUGUGAAUACUAUCGACAAAGUGGACUGGCUCACGGACAAGAUGCGAAGCAGAGAUCAUUAUGUCAUUCAUGGUGACAGGGACCAGAACACUAUGGAUACCAUUGAACGUGAGUUUCUUUUCGAGUCUGGCUCUCCUCAAGUUCUCAUUACCACCGACCCCCUCGUUUGUGGUACAGAUUUGCAUAAAGCGUCUCUGGUCGUAAACUAUGAUCUCCCAACUGUGCCUGAAAACUAUCUUAACCAUAUAGGCCGGAGUGGGAAAUUUGCUAUAAACUUCAUGAUAGAGGAUGAGGCUAAUAUGCUCAUAGAUAUUCAGAAAUUCUACAACAUGGUUAUAGAGGAGCUGCCAUGUAAUUUUGAAGAUUUACUCUGAUGAGUUAGUUUUUGUUCUUAUGUAAAGUUAUUGGGACAAGUACUAUCUUUUGAUAUUUUGGAAUAAAAAUAUAUUCCUUUCCAUUUUA